This is a messenger RNA of Lytechinus pictus (painted urchin), 2298 nucleotides long. RefSeq names its product nuclear receptor-binding protein-like. Bases 125 to 1633 code for a protein of 502 amino acids. The transcript is spliced from 14 exons. NCBI's taxonomy places the organism in Eukaryota, Metazoa, Echinodermata, Echinoidea, Temnopleuroida, Toxopneustidae. Gene Ontology annotation, molecular function: protein serine/threonine kinase activity; ATP binding. Gene Ontology annotation, cellular component: endomembrane system; cytoplasm. The record is from RefSeq and is a predicted model, not a curated record. Gene Ontology annotation, biological process: intracellular signal transduction; protein phosphorylation.
GCGAUUCGCGUGUGUCGUUGAUAAACAUGGCAGUGUUUUGCGAGUGUGACGGACAAUGAGAGUUGCUGUCAUAUCGUGAUAAUUUCUUUCAAUAUUCCGGUUUCCCUUGUGAAAUAGAAUAGAGAUGCCGACCACAGGAGGAAACGACGAAAGGACUGGAUCUCCUCGUGAUAGUGGCGACGAAAGUGAAGAUGAGAGAGAAAUUUUAGAAGAAAGUCCCUGUGGAAGAUGGCAGAAGAGAAGAGUGAAGGUAACCCAGCGUGAUGUGCCAGGCAUCGAUGUGGCCUACCUGGCCAUGGAUAUGGAAGAAGGAAGAGAGGUGGUGUGGAACGAGGUCCAGUUCUCAGCUCGGAGAGAUUUCAAAGCUCAGGAGGACAAGAUUCAGGUUGUGUUUGAUAAUCUGAUCCAACUUGAACACCCCAACAUUGUCAAGUUUUACAAGUAUUGGACGGACACCAAAUCAGAUAGAGAAAAGCCCAGGGUGAUCUUCAUCACAGAGUACAUGUCAUCAGGAUCUCUCAAACAAUUCUUGAAGAGGAUAAAGAAAGAUAAGAGGAAUAUACAAGAGAAAUCUUGGCGGAGGUGGUGCACACAAAUCUUAUCAGCGUUAAGUUACUUGCAUUCCUGUGACCCUCCCAUAAUACAUGGUAACCUCACGACAGAUACAGUCUUCAUACAACACAAUGGCCUCAUCAAAAUUGGAUCAGUGGCCCCUGAUGCAAUAAACAAUCAUGUGAAGACCUACACAGAGGAGCAGCGAAACAUGCACUACAUCGCUCCAGAAUAUGGAGAUGGCAAUGUUUCAGUGGCUGCUGAUAUCUAUGCGUUUGGUAUAUGUGCUCUUGAAAUGGCCGUCUUAGAAAUUCAAGGUAAUGGAGACUCAAGACAUAUAUCAAGGCAGGCCAUAAGGAACGCCGUUGAUAUGGUAGAUGACAUUGUUCAGAAGGAUUUUCUCCACCGAGCGCUUGAUGAUGUACAGAGGAGACCAACAGCCAGAGAUCUCCUCCUUCAUCCGGUUCUCUUUGAAGUUCACUCACUCAAACUACUAGCAGCUCAUAGCUUUGUCAAAAAUGAAAGUUUCCUCCAAGAACACUUAUCAGACAAAGAACAGAACAAAGUGCAAAAAGAUGAUGUAAUAGCAACUAUCAGACUUCAAGGUCAAGCUGAAGAAGUGCAAUGGAGAGUAUCUCAGGUGCCUGCUUUGGAGUUAGAGAAGUUCUUAGAAGAAGUCAGGAAUGGUAUCCAUCCAUUGACGGCCUUCGCCAUGAAGAGGUCUUACCCGGUCAAGAUACGGCCUCAGAGUCCAGAGACACAGGAAUCGGUCAAGAGUGCCACACCAGAACCGAUUGAUAUGGAAAAUAGGAAGAUUACUAUGAUGCAGUGCGAUGUCAGGCAAGGCAAAGAAGGAGAGGAGAGUCCAACUAAUUUGCAUUUGGAGCUAUUAUUGAGGCUGGAUGAUACGAUGAACAGACAGUUGAGCUGUGAAAUUACCGCAGAGGAGAGUCCACGAGUACUUGCUAAUGAACUGGUCCAGUAUGGAUUCAUUAGUGAUUUUGACAAAGACAAAGUGGCGGGUAUCAUUGAGGAGAAGGUGAAUACUGUUAUACAGGGUGCCAUUGCCAUAGCAACGUAGCACACGCCCCACCAGUACUACUACUCAUCACUGCACCCAAUCAUCAUCUAAACCACACCCCCAUGGCCAAAUCAAGCUUCGUCAAAUUCCUAUCUCGUCGUCAUGUGACAUGUCAUAUGACCUGUGUCGGAUUGCGCAGUUGUGCAGUCUGCUGUGUGAUCCGUUAGAUACCGCUGUGCCAUUAUUAUAUGAGUUUCAACUGCACGUUCAGCGUGUGAGUGCGAUGAUGAACAUACGUACGUUUUGUAUAGGAGGUUCUGUUUGUCGGAUGUUGAAGUGUAUUUGGUGCUUCUCUUAUGCUGAUGUUGUAUGGAUAGUCUUUGAGCAUAUCUUGGCUCACUGUCUACUACUCAGUUCUGUUGUAAGUUUUGACUUGACCAGCAAAUAUUCCCUUUUUAAGACUAAGGAUGGUUCCAGUCAUUUUUCCCUUAAGGACACGGACACCUACAUGUAAAGGCAGCGUAAUGAAACUACCUGGGUGCCAGGAUGCAUCUCGAUCAGUACAAUUGUAGGAGUGCAUUUCCAUUGUGUUUCCAGGUCGUGAUGCCCUUUCAAUCCAGGAUAUAACCGCUGUUCCCAAAGGACAUCACAGUCAUGUUCUACGGUUAAAGCUGCGACCAAAACGAGAGAUAUACAUUUGGUUAUGUACCAUGGAUAAAGCGACC